CCUGCCUACUUUGUAGUCAUUUGAACUUGACUUCUUCCUCUUAUCCAUAUCAUCGACCUCAACCGGACCCCAACAGAUAUCCUGUUCCUGCCAGGAUAACAACACAAUCCUGCAUGGCGUCCACAACAUCACAACCGGCGGAGAAGCGAUCUGUGCCCGCGCCAUCGAACCCCGUCCUUCUUGCGACACAAUCCCAAUGGCUUUUUACAGAUGAGGAGCUCACGCGUGCGCCAUCGCAGCUUGACGGUAUGGCACUGGAGGCAGAACAUACAAGCCGCAGUAAAGGGGUCAAUUUCAUCACUCAAGUGGGCAUCAUGUUAAAAUUGCCCCAGCUCACCAUUGCAACUGCUGCCGUAUACCUUCACCGGUUUUUUAUGCGCUACAGCAUGGUGGACCUGCCGCAACGACCGGGAAUGCACCCUUAUCCGAUUGCCGCCACCGCGUUAUUCUUAUCGACCAAAGUGGAGGAGAAUGUGCGGAGGAUGAGAGAGCUGGUGGUUGCAUGUUGUCGGGUAGCGCAGAAACAACCCAACCUAGUCGUGGACGAGCAGUCUAAGGAGUUUUGGAAAUGGCGAGACACGAUUCUGCACCACGAGGACCUCCUUCUGGAAGCCCUUUGCUUUGAUCUCCAACUCGAACAGCCCUACCGCAUCCUCUACGAUUUCAUCUGUUACUUCGGCGUCAACGAAAACAAACCCCUCCGCAACGCUGCCUGGGCCUUCGUCAACGACUCUAUGUUCACCGUUCUUUGCCUGCAAUUCUCGGCUCGAAAUAUUGCUGCCGCCGCCCUUUACGCUGCCGCCCGACAUUGCGAGGUGGGAUUUGAGGACGACGCCUCUGGCCGGCCAUGGUGGGAACAGGUCGACGUGGAUCUGGCACAGGUGCGUCGCGCGUGCACAAGAAUGGCACAAUUAUACGAGAACAAUGCCAUGCAGAAACAUAGCCAGUACUACCCGACCACCCCCAUCUUCGCAGACGAGGGUACUGAGAAGACCAGGAUCCCGCGCGCUGGCAGCCCGGCUGGUACCCUGUAUGAAACAGACACCGCGAAUGGACGGAAGCGGUCGAGAGAGCCCGAAGACGAAGCCCAAGGCCACUCAGAAGAACCACCGGCUCCGCACGAUCAGGGACCGACGAAUGGUGAACGAUCCCCGAAACGACCACGCAUGGGCUCAGACGCUGCCGCACAAGAUGCUUCUACCGAAAAAACCCCAUCCAACUCCACAUCGUUCAACUCCUCCCAGGGAGCAACAGCUUCCCAAUCAACGGGGACACGCUCAUUCCCCCACGACCGCCACCACACAAACGGUCAUCUCCCUCCCCCUCCCCACCGCUACCAACAUCCCCUACCUCCCGCUCCGCGAACCUUCCCCCGUCGAGACAGCGACCCCCGUCCAAGCGGCAGCAGCGGGCGUCCAAACGCCCGAGUCGACGACCCAAUCCAACAACGGAUUGAUGAGAUCGUAUCCCAAAACAUGACCACUCCCCAAGGCGGGCCCCCGUCCCGAGACCGACGCAACUCAGACCGAUACCGCGAACACGAAGACCCCAGCCGAAGACGUCGCUCAGACCUCUCCUCCACCAGCAGAAAAUCCACCGACGAGCAACAUCUUCCACCCCCGCCUUCUCCUCCCUCCGAUAAACCCCAGAACCAACAGCCACCGCCGCCUCCUCCGCCACCUGACCAGGACGAAGAAGGCGGAGGAAGCGAAGAGGGCGAGCUAUAGUCAUUAUAAGUUCUUCACGGUAUCCUCUGCAUCUUUACCACACUUUAAAAACAGCUAUAUCUCUGUUAUAACCUUGCUUACAUCACUGGGACAUCCUAUUUCAUCGUCUAUUCUUAAAGUCCGGCGGGUUCGUUGGCUACACUGUACAGUACAUAAUUCUUCGUAGUGUGGACGGGGCAAAACGAAAUAUACAGGGUCAUCGGUUUGAAUAUCACGAUGAUAUAAUGCCAUUACAGGAAGAUGAAGAGAAACAAAAAAAAAGAAGAGAAAAUUAGGAAAUUCUGUUUGUAAUGUAUUGCUACC
Molecule: messenger RNA, 2030 nt
Organism: Aspergillus pseudotamarii
Lineage: Eukaryota; Fungi; Ascomycota; Eurotiomycetes; Eurotiales; Aspergillaceae
Product: putative cyclin
Exons: 1
Coding region: 114-1727 (537 amino acids)
Biological process (GO): regulation of transcription by RNA polymerase II; positive regulation of DNA-templated transcription, elongation
Cellular component (GO): cyclin/CDK positive transcription elongation factor complex; nucleus
Molecular function (GO): cyclin-dependent protein serine/threonine kinase activator activity
Source: RefSeq, a predicted model, not a curated record